Messenger RNA from Culex quinquefasciatus (southern house mosquito), 986 nucleotides. RefSeq names its product general odorant-binding protein 56d. The transcript is spliced from 3 exons. Gene Ontology annotation, molecular function: odorant binding. Bases 49 to 453 code for a protein of 134 amino acids. NCBI's taxonomy places the organism in Eukaryota, Metazoa, Arthropoda, Insecta, Diptera, Culicidae. Gene Ontology annotation, biological process: sensory perception of smell. The record is from RefSeq and is a predicted model, not a curated record.
GAUCUUCCAAAAACUAUGGGGUCAGUCGGUUGACAACGGCGCUCCAGGAUGGACAAAUCUGUGGUUUUGGUGGUUUUGGUGGCAGUUCUGGUGAAGCAAUGUUUGGGACAAAACUUGCUGGCGGCCUACAACAAUUGCCGGGCCGAGUACAAUGCUGACCAGGAGACAUUCAACGCCAUCAAGAACGGGGACUUCUCGAUACGAACGCCAUUGGUUGAGUGCCUGGGAGAGUGUGUCGUUAAGAAGGUUGGCUUCAUGAACGAUGAUUUAAGCUUCAACAAGGACAUCAUCGUGAAGUUCGUGAGUCGGUUCAUCAAGCCGGAGCACUCGGAAGAUAUUUACACCAAGUGCACGCAAGAUGUCGCUCCGGUGCUGUGUGCUACGGCGUAUGAGGUUUACCAGUGCAUUUACGAGAACGCCGUAGAUAAGUGGGGCACUAGAAGACGAGGUUAACGGUUGAAUAGUACAGGUAAUUAUUGUUUUUGGUGAAUAAAAAGUAACAAAAACAAAAAAUAGAAAGAAACAUUAUUGUCCCAAAUUUCACCAAUUCCUUAAUCAAGAAAACAACAAAAUGUGCGAAAAAGGUGCCCAUUCAAUCAAGGACACUCAUUGUUAUUGAUGGUUGAAAAUCAGAAACCACAACACAAGUCUUGAUUCCGCGUGAGAGAAGGUCAUGCCAUUCAUACGCAAUCCAACCCAAGCUUUUGAUAUGUUUUUGUUGCUACCGUUCGUUGAUGAAGCUCCAUUCAUACGCGGGAACACGAUGGCGGCAUGCAGCGUAAGAUCAGCAAAAAGAUCCGUUACUUUUCUCCACUUGAUCGGGUUUUGGCCAAAAAUAAACACUCGUUGCCUGGAAAUUGUGUGUGAAAUGUUUUGAUAUGAAUUUAACCUCCACCACUGAACCAGGAAGAAAAGGUUUAACCACAAUCAUAAUUUUAGGAGAGUUGGGAGCAUUGGAAUAUCUGCAUUAUCAAAAUCAUUUUAAU